AGCCUCUCUCUCUCUCUCCCUCCCCAUCUCCCUCUCGCCGUCCCGUUCCCCCCGGCCCCCGCCUCUCCCCGCCCUGCCGCCGCCGCCGGCCCUGGCAGAGCAGGCACGGCGGGGGGAUCUCGAUGUAACACCAUGACAGGCAUCGCCGCCGCCUCCUUCUUCUCCAACGCCUGCAGGUUCGGGGGCUGCGGGCUGCACUUCCCGACCCUGGCGGAGCUCAUCGAGCACAUCGAGGACAACCACAUCGAUACAGACCCACGCGUAUUAGAGAAACAAGAACUUCAGCAGCCAACGUAUGUUGCUCUAAGUUAUAUUAAUAGAUUUAUGACUGAUGCAGCUCGACGUGAGCAGGAAUCUUUGAAGAAAAAGAUUCAGCCAAAACUCUCUUUGACUUUGUCAAGCACAGUAUCCCGUGGGAAUGUAUCUACUCCACCUCGCCACAGCAGUGGAAGCCUUACUCCUCCAGUUACCCCUCCAAUCACUCCUUCCUCUUCGUUUCGUAGUAGUACUCCUACAGGUAGUGAAUAUGAUGAGGAGGAAGUAGACUAUGAAGAAUCAGACAGUGAUGAGUCCUGGACUACAGAAAGUGCUAUCAGCUCUGAAGCUAUCCUUAGUUCAAUGUGCAUGAAUGGAGGGGAUGAGAAACCUUUUGCCUGUCCUGUUCCUGGAUGUAAAAAAAGAUAUAAGAAUGUGAAUGGUAUAAAGUACCACGCCAAGAACGGCCACAGAACACAAAUCCGCGUACGCAAACCAUUCAAAUGUCGCUGUGGAAAGAGUUACAAGACAGCUCAGGGCCUGCGGCACCACACAAUCAAUUUCCAUCCCCCCGUGUCUGCUGAGAUUAUCAGGAAGAUGCAGCAAUAACAUGCUGGUCACAAAUGUGCCAAGAAAUCCUCACCAGCAGUUGCUGAUUUUGAGAACAGCCACCUUUUUCAGGGGAAGCAUUCAGCAACCCUUUAAACAAUUAAAUGCAUGCUUUAAAAUUUUCUGUAAUUUUGGAAUGAUGUAUCUUUGUAGAGUUAAUGAUUUUGUACAUUUGCACAUGUAAUCAUCAUACCCAUUUUCAUUACUUUGAGAUAAGGUGCUAUAAAAGCUAUAGGUUCUUCAGAACUUUUUUUCUCCAAAAACAAAAAAAUUAGGGGGUGUCGCGUAUUUAGUUGUACUGAAGUGUUGAAUAGGAGUAAGAGGAGGAGAGCUUGGCACUGAUGUAAUUUCAAGAUUGUAAUGUGAUGAAGACUUUCAAUGCAUCUGUCAGUGUGUGUGCAAAACCAAAACAAUACCACCGUUGUCAAACUACAGUUAACAUGCCUUACAUAAUGGAGUUAUCAGUGGAGUAGCAAGUCUUUUAGGUAAUGGAAAUAUAAAUAAGAAAGAAUGUUUAACAUAAUAUGCUAAAAAUAUUUUCAUACUUAAAUAACAUACAUAAAAAUGUGUGCUUGCUGUAUUUUAUAUUAUCUUGCAAAUCUUUUUUUUCCCUCUUGAAAUGCUGAAAAUCUUGCCAUUUGAACUAGUAAACAAUCACUUUAGUGUUAGAAAUUACUUUUUUUUCUUUUUUGUACAAG
Molecule: messenger RNA, 1562 nt
Organism: Cygnus atratus (black swan)
Lineage: Eukaryota; Metazoa; Chordata; Aves; Anseriformes; Anatidae
Gene: JAZF1
Product: JAZF zinc finger 1
Exons: 5
Coding region: 133-864 (243 amino acids)
Cellular component (GO): nucleus
Source: RefSeq, a predicted model, not a curated record